AUGAAUAAAAUUGAUAAUUAUAAAUAUGACAAUAAAGACUAUUUAGGUAAAGGUUCAUUUGGAAAGGUCUAUAAAGGAAUUAUGAUUGAUAAAAAUAAAGAAGUUGCUAUUAAAAGUAAAUAUCUAUCUAUAAUAUUAGUAAUGAACAUGGCAUAAUUUUAAGACAAAUCUAUGCUUAUAUCUUUAGAAACUGAAAUAACUGUAAUGAAAUAGUUUAGACAUGAAAAUAUUGUUGAAUUAAUUGAUGUUUUUGGAGAUAAUAAAUAUACAUAUAUGAUAAUACAAUUAUGUGAUGGAGAUUUGAGAAAUUACAUUAAAUCUAAAGGAGGAAUUCUAGAAGAAGCAGAAGCUCUUGGAGUGUUAAGAUAAUUUAUGUAAGGUUGUUAAGAAAUGAUUAAGAAAGGAUAUAUACAUCGAGAUAUAAAGCCAGAGAAUGUUCUAUAUAAAGGGAACUGUUUCAAAAUUGCAGAUUUUGGAUUUGCAACAAAAGCUGAUACUGGCAGCAAUGCUAAGAUUUUUAGAUAGUCUGUUGGAACUCCUUUAUAUAUGGCUCCAUAACUCUUAGAAAGACAACCUUAUACUGCUAAAAGUGAUAUAUGGUCUAUUGGUAUCAUGGCUUAUGAGAUGGUUUAUGGUAAAUAACCUUGGCCAUGUAGAGAUAUUCCUUCUUAUGCAUUAAAUAUAAAAAAUCAACCAUUGAAAUUUCCUGUUGAUAAAAGAGUAUCUGAUGAAUAUUAAGAUUUCAUUAAGAAAUGUUUAAAGAAGGAUGAAAAGGAUAGGAUAUCAUGGGAUGAAUUAUUUAAUCAUGUAAUAUUGAAUGAAAUAGAGAGAAACUAUGUAAUAAUAAUUAUAUUAUAAAUAGAAAAUGGAGAAUCGUUUAGAUUAAGAGUGUUAAAAGAUUUUAGCAUAAAUAUAAAAGAUAGUUUAGAGCAGAGGUUUAGAUGUAUUUGAAUAAUUUCAGAAAUAUGAUAAGGAUUCAGGAGGCUCAUUAGAUUUUUUAGAAUUUUUUUCUUUUUUAAUUUAAUUAGAUCCAAGAUUAAGUGGAAAAGAAAUAAAAUUAUUAUUUGAUAAAAUGGAUAUAAAUUAAGAUUAAUCAAUAGGAUAUGAGGAAUUUAAGAAAAUAUUCUUUGAUUAUGAUUAUGUGAAAGAGGAUUUUGCUGAAAGAAUAAUUAUAGAUUUAAGAGAAAUAAUUAGAGCAAAUAAUUUAUAAGUAGAAGAGAUUUUUGCAAAAUAUGAUAAAGAUUAAAUGGGUGAUUUAGAUUUUGAAGAAUUUAGUUUUAUGAUUAAAGAGAUAGCAAAAGAUAUAAAAGAUGAUGAUAUAUAAGCAGUAUAAAAUAUAUAUAGAUAUAAUAAUAGAUUUUUGAUAAAUUUGAUACUAAUAAUGAUAGAAAUAUUAAUAUAGAUGAAUUUAGAGAUAAAUUGAUAGUAAAGAAGGAGUCUUAAAAAAAUUAGAUUUAAGAGAAUUUAAUAUAAGUAUGAAUGUAAUAUAUUAUUAUUAUAGAAUUUUGUUAAAGAAUUGAGAAGGAUAGUUAUUGAAAAUAAAAUAGAUAUAUAAUUAAUAUUCAAGAACUUUGCAAAAAGUAUGAGAGAUGAAAUGAAUUAAACAGAAUUCUCAAAAUUAUGUUCAGUUAUAGAUAGAAGAUUGAAACCAUUUGAAAGAGAAUAUAUAUUCAAAUAUUUGAACUUAAAUGAUCGUGAUGGGAUUACAUUUCAUGAAUUUUCACAAAUAUUUAAGUGA
Paramecium pentaurelia is the source of this 1738-nucleotide messenger RNA. The record is from the annotation of a GenBank genome assembly. NCBI's taxonomy places the organism in Eukaryota, Ciliophora, Oligohymenophorea, Peniculida, Parameciidae.